Messenger RNA from Phalaenopsis equestris, 664 nucleotides. RefSeq names its product peptidyl-prolyl cis-trans isomerase FKBP15-1-like. Gene Ontology annotation, molecular function: peptidyl-prolyl cis-trans isomerase activity. Lineage: Eukaryota; Viridiplantae; Streptophyta; Magnoliopsida; Asparagales; Orchidaceae. Gene Ontology annotation, biological process: protein peptidyl-prolyl isomerization. The transcript has 6 exons. The record is from RefSeq and is a predicted model, not a curated record. The coding region runs from base 109 to 570 and encodes 153 amino acids.
GUCCGAUCCGACCCUAGCCGAUGACGAUACUGGAUUUAUAUUUCUCUGUAAACCUAAGAAGAUCAGAAGCCACGCCGAUAGCGAUCCGAGCCGGCAAAGAGGAGAAAGAUGAGAGCGAUGAGGAGGAUUUUAAGCUGCGUUGCGUUAUUGGCCGUUCUAGUUCUAUUUGUCUCUGCUAAGAAAUCCCGCGAUGUUACGGAGCUGCAGAUCGGCGUCAAGUACAAACCAGAGAGUUGUAGCAUUCAAGCUCACAAAGGCGAUAGAGUUAAAGUGCAUUAUCAUGGAAUGCUCACUGAUGGGAGUACAUUCGACUCUAGUUAUGAGAGAGGUGACCCCUUUGAGUUUGAGCUUGGCAGCGGUCAAGUGAUCAAAGGGUGGGACCAAGGGCUGCUUGGAAUGUGCAUUGGCGAGAAAAGGAAGCUGAAGAUCCCUGCAAAGCUUGGCUAUGGUGAAUCAGGAUCUCCUCCCAAGAUUCCUGGGGGAGCGACGCUGGUCUUUGAUACCGAGCUUAUUGCUGUCAACGGAAGAACUUCAACAAGCGAUGAGGAUACAGGAGAUGAAGAGCUAUAAGUUAUGUUUGAAUUAUUCCAAGCUCUGUUUCUUUGAAUGAGUAAACCAUGUGGUUGAAUUUUUAUUUUUUUCUUAAUAAUGCUUUUUAGCUGAA